Molecule: messenger RNA, 2534 nt
Organism: Poecilia reticulata (guppy)
Lineage: Eukaryota; Metazoa; Chordata; Actinopteri; Cyprinodontiformes; Poeciliidae
Gene: zbtb20
Product: zinc finger and BTB domain containing 20
Biological process (GO): regulation of transcription by RNA polymerase II
Molecular function (GO): protein binding; RNA polymerase II cis-regulatory region sequence-specific DNA binding; DNA-binding transcription factor activity, RNA polymerase II-specific
Source: RefSeq, a predicted model, not a curated record
UGUAUAGUUAAAAAAUGGGAGGGCACACUUGAACCGAGCUCUUCUAUGAAGGUAGGCUGCAGCGUGUGUUUAUUGAUGAGAUGAAAAGAAGAUGGAAGUGAGAAAUGAAACAAAGUAAAGGAACAUACUGAGAAAGAAGAAAAGCAAAGUAAACACGCUUCGUCGGGGGGAAAAACGGGAAACACUGUCGCCACUUUUUUUUGAACGAGCUUCGAAGUGCAGCAGAGGAACACAUGAUUUGGACAGAGAAGACUGACAGCCUUGCCUAGCACCAGGCCACUGAUCAGCCAUCUCCACCAGCAAACUGACCCGCUCUUCAUCACCAGCCUCACAAGCAUUUUCAUUAAAAAAAAAAAAAACAAACAAAAAAAAAUCAUCUAACUGUUUUUGUAAACCUGGCUGGCCAACAUGUUACUGCCAUGUGUAAAAGGUGACAUCAGUUGCAAGGGGAUGACCGAGCGCAUUCAUAACAUCAAUCUCCACAACUUCAGCAAUUCUGUACUUGAGACCCUCAAUGAGCAGCGAAACCGCGGGCACUUCUGUGACGUGACCGUUCGGAUCCAUGGAAGCAUGCUGCGAGCUCACCGGUGCGUGCUGGCCGCUGGAAGCCCAUUCUUUCAGGACAAGCUGCUCUUGGGCUACAGCGACAUCGAGAUCCCCUCUGUGGUCUCAGUGCAAUCCAUCCAGAAGCUGAUUGACUUUAUGUACAGUGGAAUUCUGCGGGUUUCUCAGUCAGAAGCGCUGCAGAUCCUCACCGCUGCCAGCAUUCUGCAGAUCAAGACCGUCAUCGAUGAGUGCACCCGCAUCGUGUCCCAGAAUGUGGGCCUGGCUGGUCCAGGGGGGUUCCCUGUGAUACCAGGAGAUUCUGGCCAGGAGACGCCCCGUGGCACACCAGAGUCUGGCACCUCCGGGCCCAGCAGUGAUGCAGAGUCAGGCUAUAUGCAAGUAACAUCACAGCAAAGUGUAGAUCGUACAUACACAUCCCUGUACUCCUACCCCGGCCUGUCUCUGCAGAAUGGCACCCGAGAGCGGUCCCUUUAUGUUAACCCCCUGUCAGCAAAUUAUGAUCCAAGCAAUCAGAAGGACCAGCAAUCUCAAGAUCCGCCCUGGAUAAACCGCAUCCAGGAACGGUCCCAGCAGGUGGAACGCUUCAUGUCCAGCGCAGAGUCCACUCACUGCCGCAAGCAACCACGACCGGUACGCAUCCAAACAGGAGGGAUGCAUAUAAAGCAGGAGGCCGAAGACGAGUUCACCUGCUACGACAUGGGGGACUGCCAAGAUGACACUGACCACAACGAGGGCGUGGAGGGCGAAUCCAAGGUUGAAAACUUUGACUCAGGGGUCAGCUCCUCCAUCAGCACAGAGACAGACACCAUGGAGCAGCAGCCGUACCUGACAAGCUUCAGUCGAGACAUGGUUGGGGAAGGGCAGCAAGGCAUCGAAGGAACUCCAGUGCAGAUAGAGGUCAGCGACUCGUCCCCAGAGCGGAUGCAAAAGACGGAGGACGGGGACACUUCCCACAGCACUAGUGACAGUAGCAUGAUGCAGCCCCUGCCAAACUCAGUCAAACUCAGUCCCAUGUCCCAGUACAUGCGCCAGAUAGAAUCACACACCAGCAACCUGAGGAUGCCGAUCACCGUGCCCAGCAAUUCCCAAGUGAUGGGCACCGCCGGAAGCUCCUUCCUGCCCACACUCUUCCCCACGCAGCCGUCUAGAGACCACAAGCCUUUCCUUUACCUUCCUGGCCAGCAGCAGCCCCAGUUUGUGGCAGUGCCGCCGCCCGCAAUGCCAUCAUUCCCGAACCCCAUGUCCGUACAGCAGGCUCCAUCUCAGCAGCAGCAGGCUGCAGGAGGGAUUGGUCCGGGUGAAAAGAAGCCCUAUGAAUGCACUCUCUGCAGUAAGACCUUUACUGCCAAACAGAAUUACGUCAAACACAUGUUUGUCCAUACUGGUGAGAAGCCUCAUCAGUGCAGCAUCUGCUGGCGCUCGUUCUCCCUGAAGGAUUACUUAAUUAAACAUAUGGUGACACACACAGGGGUGCGCGCCUACCAGUGCAGCAUCUGCAACAAGCGCUUCACCCAGAAGAGCUCGCUGAACGUCCACAUGCGGCUGCACCGUGGAGAGAAGUCCUAUGAGUGCUACAUCUGCAAGAAGAAGUUCUCACACAAGACCCUGCUGGAGCGCCACAUGGCCCUGCACAGCAACGCCAGCGCCAUCACGGGGCUGUCUGUGAGUGUGGGCAACCCGGGCCCGGUCUCCAUCCCGAUGCCGAUAGCCGUCCCCGAGCCCGGAGCUGGCGUUGUGGCUCUCGCCAUGCCAGUGAGCGGCGGCGCCGGAGUAGGGGCCGGGGUUGGAACGGGAGUGGGUGUAGCUGCCGAAGCAAGCUGCCAAGAAGGGACCACCUACGUGUGCUCCGUCUGCCCUGCCAAGUUCGACCAAAUGGAGCUCUUCAAUGACCACAUGCGAAUGCAUGUCUCCGAUGGAUAAGUACAAAUUUAAAGAGAAAAAAAAAAGAAACUUAUUUCUGAAAGAAU